CAUUGCCGGGUACUAGGCAAAGUAUUCUCUUACUUUUCUGCAUGGAUACAUUGAGCUUUAUAAGUAUUGAAAGAAAGAAUAUGUAAUUAUAUAACACUUAUCAUGUGAAAUAUAUACUGGUGCAACGAUGGCUGAUGCUCGUUCAAAGCGAACAUAUGCAAAUGUGGUCACUAAUGCAGAUGCCUUUAAUUUGCCUGAUUGGGUCCAGAACCCUUGGAAGAUCGCGACGUUUACAUAUCAACAGAACAAACAUUCGGUUGAGCGUUUUCAAAAUGAAGAAGACGUAUUCAAACUUCAAUUUCUCUUUACAAAGCGGUACACUGAAAUGGCAAAUUAUGGGCUUAAAAAUAAAGUAGUUUUUAAAUUUAUAGAUGCAGGUUUUAUUUCUAUUCAAUUACAAACGAAUGAUUUCGACCCAAAGACAUUUCGUGACGUAAUUAAAGCUUAUUUAAAAGAUGUAGUUGUAUUCAAUAUUAUUUUGAAUUCUGAAGAGGCCGAAUCUAUUCUGAUACCUGGAAAGCCACCAGUCUCAGUUAGUUGUAACAAUGCCACGCUAAUAGGAGAUAAACAAACAUGUGUUUGCAUUGCUGUUAAGGAUCGUUAUAUAAAUGAUCUUCUUGAAUAUAUAAAUUUCACAUACAUCGACCGAGUUGAUGUAACUGCGGCCCAAGAAAACCUAAAAAAUUUAGGUAUUGAACAAGAGGUUUCUUUUAUGCAUCACAAAUUAAAACGCAUAGAGGUGGACAUGAAGUCGCAGAUGUGCACAUUUUUUUGGCGAGGAGGUCGUCAACAAAAUGGCAAGGACCUGAUUCGAAAGUUUCUUGAGAAUUGCAAGGCAUCAGUUAUUGAGUUCAAUACUAGAGGUAUUUCGUGGACAAAGCAUGCAUUUCCUCUUAUUUUUCCAAACCAAGAUGUUAAGAACUCAACCUUCGUCGAAUACAUAAACAGAAAAUGUGUGGCAAGGUUUCGAGAUUCUCCUCUUUUCAGUCUUAUCGGAGAUACUGAUGGGCAUGUUGUUUUGAUCCAACAACGUUCAAGAAAUCCUGAUUUAGAAAUAUUGAUUCGGAAUUCCUUGUGUUUUCACAAAACAAGACGAAACGUUUUUGAAACAGACGCGUUUAAGCAACUGCUCGAACAUAAAACACAGAGACUGUGGUUUGACAUAGAAAAUGAGUUUGUAGUUUGCACUGAUAACUUGGACGAAUCAGUUUCAUAUCUUAUUACUAAUUUAGAUCUCUCAAACAAAAGGUUAGUGAGAAGUGAAUUACUACCCGUCUACUUAAAAACCUUCCAUGGGGAUCUAAUUCAAAGAUGCAAAACAAAGUUCAAUGUUGAUGUGAACAUGUUCGACACAACCGUAGUGUUAGAAGGAAAUAACCAUACCCAGUUCGAUGAAUGCGCUCAUUUCUUGAAUGACGCCACAAAAGACGGACAUGGGAUGAUUGUCAUACCGCAGAGUUUAUUAAAGCCCUGCAUCAGCAAAUUAUCAAAUAUUCUAUCACCGGAUGGUUGUUGUUGGGGAUUGUUUGCAAGGGACAAAACUGAAGAUAGGAAACUGCAGUCAACAGAGUUGCAGGACCUAUACGGGUCAUUCAUUUUCCAUGUCAAAGAUAUAGAAUCAGACAUGGCGAUAGACACAGAUCUGCAUGUGGAGCUGACUGAUGAAAGAUUGAUUCCACUUGAUGUCAAGUUUCGUAAUGAAGCACUACAACCAGCUCAUUCAACGUCUCGACUAUGCAAAUCCACUGAUCUAGACGUAAAAAUACAUAUCGGUGGCAUUAUUCAACAAUCGUCACAAGCGCUUCCAAGUAGACACAGAUUCAAAGAGAUUAGGUCGAUAAUUUGCAAAAUAGGCGACAUUUCACAAAAACGUGUUAUUAGAAAGGAUGAACUUCUGAAAUCUUUCUUAACUUUGUUCGCCAUGGCUCAACAAAUGGAAUACAGACGUGUUUGUAUUUCUGCUUCAUUGGAUGGUACAAUAGCUGACGAACUUAACGAAUUCGACAUUGUCAAGCAGUUAGUACUUGCUUGCUUGUCACAGAAUAAUAGGCCUUCAUACCGCAUGACCAUUGACAUUUUUGUCAUACAGAAUGUCACUGGCAAAGUUAGCAGUGAGCUUAAAUCAGUGUUGAUGGAAAAAUGUAUGGCAUAUGUGAUGACACCGCAUUGCUUCUUCCUUGAAGACUCAGAGUUACCGGUCAUCUUGAAAAGUGGGAGAAUCGAAGAUGAAAAAGCAGAUGCGAUCGUUUGUCCAAUUACAACAACUUGUGAAUUUUCCGGUCUUUGUGCGCAAAAAAUAAAAGAAAGGGCAGGGAACGACAUGGUUAAAGAAUGUCGCAAAAAAUAUCCAAUUCGUUUACCGGACUGUUUUGUUGGAUACACAAAUUCGUACAAUAUGAAGUCCAACAACGUCAAAUUUAUAUUCCACAUAAACAUACCGUACUUCAGCAACGAUGGCGAGCACACUAUCAGCACAAUUGUCAAGAAGUGUUUAAAUUUGGCAGAAGAAAAGGCUUGCGUUAGCAUUGCUUUUCCGGCGUUAUGGGUCAACCGACUUGAAUACCCGUGGCGCGAGACGGCGUUCCAGAUGUUUAAGGCAGUUACCGAAUUUAGGAUGGAGAAAUCAAAAACGUCAAUUAAGAAAAUAAAAUUCGUAACAUUUGAACAGGACAUAUCUUUACACCAGGUAUUUCAAAACGAAGAAUACAGAAGGAGUUUUCGAUGCACUACCCAACCAAGAAGAUCUUUAAGAAUUAAUUCUAUUGAUUCUUCUAGUCAUCAAAAAACUCUUGGGAACACCGUUUUAAGGGUCCUGCAACCGAAUCACGCACAAUUCCCACCAUAUGCGGUUGAAUGCAUAUUUGACAAUGGUACAGACAGGUGGAAAAGAAAAAGCGCUUUGGAUGAACCUGCGACCUGGAAUGAUCAAGUUAUUUUUCAGAAAGGAAUUGAAACGAUCCCGACGGAAUUCCAUCGAAUACUGUCUGACGAGGGUGUCACUCAUUUGAUUUGGAAUUUAGUUACAGAUUCAGUGGAUGGAAAUCAAAUAUGCAAGGUUGUCCGGUUAAUGGAAAGGAUGUGCAGUUCUCACACCUUUAGGCACCUGAAGACUGUUGACAUCAUUGUACCUGAUAACUAUGCUGUGGAAAUAUUCAGGGUUCAAACAGAGCUAAUUAACUGGACACCAUUUUACCCGGACGAAUCAGAAUGCGUGUUAGAACUGAUGGCUAAAAGCAAACACGAUUUUGAACAAGCCAGAGGAAGUAUAAUCAAAGUGUUAUAUGGACAUUCACAUGCUAACAACACACAUUCUGUUCAACAAACAGAACAAGAUGUUUCCAAGCGUUCAAAUACUGGAAACCUUCACAAUGAAGUUCCGUCAAAUACUGAAUCGACAUCUGGUGCCUCCUUGAAAGCGUCUCCGGUCGCGCUUGAGAAAAAUCAGGACACACAAAAUACAUCUGCGACAUCUACACUGCACUCGUCGUUUACAGCGGCCUCACAACAACGCGAAAGCAUUGGUAAAGGUAAUGCGAAGCACGUAUCCCCUUUGAAGGAAUCGCCGGAAACUCCUUUGAAGGAAUCGCCGGAAACUGUUGGAUCAAACCAGAUAAACGGUACCACUCCAUUAUCUACCACUAGCAGUUCGUCAUCGUCACUUUCGUCGUCGCUUGGUGGUCAAACUUUCCAGUACAAUAUCGCCGCCUUCAAAGGUUCAGAUAAAUCGAGUUCUUCAUCAAACGUAUUCCGUACAGACAACCAGGAUAAGGUAACGACAAAUGGUACUGAUACUCCCAGCCAGUCCUUUAACGGAUUACCGGCCAAAGGCAUGAAUACAGAUGACGUAUUCGCAACGUCGGUGACGCUGGUCCCAAAAAACGAACAAAAAGUAAAUUCGCAGCCACUUACCGGAAACCUUAGAAUUUUAGAAAGCUCAAUUAAAGAGCAGAGGCUCGAGUAUGAGCAACAUUGCGAAUUAUCGGCAAAUAUCAACCCGGGGAUAAUACAUUUUCUGCAAACCCAGGUAAGCUCAUGGAUAGAUUCCAUGGAAAAACAAUUUGCGGUAAAAAUCACAGGUAUAAAUGAUGAAAACUACAAGGUUUUCGGAACUUACGACGGCGUCGUUGCCUUUGAACAUUAUUUGGAAAAUAAUUUUCCUGGAUAAAUGUUUAAGUUUAAAAAGUGAGUAUAUCGAGAAAAACAAAAAGCAAUCUAGUUCGUUUAGAAACUUAAGCCUUGUGUUGAUUGAUGUACGAUGGUAAUAAUGCUUAUUACAUCAAUGGUCACCUACUCAGAGGAAAACAAAUGUACAACGUUGAGCAGCAAAUAAUAUGUAUACUAUUUCAACACGGUUAUCACCGUGCAAAUAGAUAAUAGAUAUCGCACGUACAAAAUUAACUUAGGUAUACAGGGACGACAAUAUGAUAUAAGUGUGACUGUUGUAAAAAGACGCUUAAUUUGUACAAAGUCCUUUCUGGGAUACGAUGUUCAAUCGUUUGACAAAAUUUAUAACGAAAAGAAAAUAAAAACUUGAUGCAUAUUACCAAUAUUGAUUUACCAUGUGCUUAUUUAUUUGUGUAAUAUAAACAUGUACUAAAAAUGUUUUGCUUCUUUAUAUUAAAUUUUUUUGUUAUACAGAUGUAACGUUUGAUUUGUUUACGGUGCCUAAUAGAGUUUGUAUUUUUUUAUUCUAUGAACAUGUAUGAGUGCAUAUGUUGUGAAAGUGUCUUAUUAACUUUGUGCAGCUUUCCCAAAAAUGUGCGAAGCUCGCAAACUGAACAAAAGUUCGCUAAACUUAUUUUGUUUGUAUAGUAUUAUAAAGGUGAUAAUGGUGACUUUGCUGAGUUUAUGCAACUGGAGCUUCAGUGUGUGUGUUGCGAGGAACAAGAUGUCAAUUGAUACAAACACCUAGUAGUUGUUAUUUUAGGGUUAAAAGAUGCACCUCCUCAAAUGCGUUGUAUUUAUUUAUUUGAGCUUGUAUAUGUUCAUGAUGUUCAUGAAAUUUAAAAAUUAUGACAGAACAAUGUUUAGUUUUGUAGUGUUUAAUAAUUGAUAUUGUUUUGUUGUUUUUCCUGUUUUAUAUCAUGAUGUAUAUUUUAAAUACGUUUUCAAGAUAUAAUUUGCUGCAUUACGAAACAAAUCGUGGAUGCUUAUCGUUCACGAAUUGAACAACUGACAUAAACACAUCUCGAUUGCCUAUCAUAUGUCGUGUUUGGCUACAUUCCCAUGAUCACGAUUUGCGUCAUGAUUGUAGUCGUUAUCGUGCAGGUAUCGCGGUGAUCCUAUUAGACCGUAUCAGAAAUUAAGUCUAUCUCGUCAAUUGGUUUAAUUGUGCAAAUUUUUGGAGGCUUCAAAACAUGUAUAAUCACAUUAAUCUACGCUGAAUUGUUAUUCGGAUUACCUAUUAUAUCGCAUUAAAUCAUGUUGUUUCGUAAUAAAAGCACAUUCAAAUUUAUUCAUUCGCGAUUUCACAUGGUGUUGAUCGCAUUUGAUCUUAAAACUUUGCAAAAAUAAAUGCUAAGGUUGGUACGAUAUUUUCCAAUGUCAGAACUAAAUGGAUUCGACAGUAUUUUGCGCGGUUUUUAUAUCAUUUGCGAUGAUAUAAAAUAUCAAUAUUCCACGAUUAGAUUUUCAAUUACUUUCGGAUAUUUAAAUAAGUACGUUCUAUAAUGAGGUGAUACGCUUGCUCCGUUUGCUUUUUUUAAAGAAUCAGUGCGAUUCGUAAAGAUAUGAUUAUUUUGUAAUUUCGCAUUUUUUAUAACUUUAGCAACGUUUUUCUUUUCCUCUGUCUAUUUUCUGAUUAGUAUUCGUAUUGCUAUGCAAACGCCUGCAUUGACCGCAUAGUAUUCACCGUGUUUAAUUUACACAGAGUGUAUUGCUUCGGAAGAGUUUAAUACAUAUGUUAAACAAAUAUUAUCCUUAACAUUAAGUGUUUCUUCCAAUAAAGUUAUUUGGAAAGUUCGUCCGAGUUUUAUGUCACGAACAAUUGUGGCUUCAAGCAUAAGGCGUUAGUAAUCGGUGAAGUCGGUAAAUUGAAUCGAGGAAGUUAACUAUCACGCGUCCCUUAGACACAACCAAAUCGCUAAGUUCUAGUUAUAGGCUGUAAUUUAUCGCGAUCCCUUUUAUGUCGAAGUACGAGUAUUAACUUUUGGUGACUGUCUUUAAGGAUGAAAACGAUGUCUUUAAGGAUGAAAACGAUGUCUUUAAGGAUGAAAACGAUGUGAUGGUCUCAAUAUACACAUAUCUUAGUACAUCGUGAUUAAAUGUAUGCAAUCCUCUUCCUGUUAAUUAUUAUAUUGAACACUAUAAACACCGACGUCACGAUUCUACUUUAAGAUAAGAUUUGGAAAUAUCUGAUACAUUUCUAACGAUUAUUUGAUUAUGUUUAUUGCUAUUGUAAUGGAGCCGAGAAAUAGCGUGUAUUUGUUAGGCAUAACCUAUACCAUUCUGUUUUACGAUUUUUAGAAGGUUCAUCAAUAUGACCUAAAACGUUUAUGUUUGUUUUACUCUCUACCAAAUGCACGAGCAGUAUAUGUGUUUGACUCAAUCGGCUAUGUAAUCCCUUUAAAAACAAAACAUUGACUUCAUGGAUUAAAAUAUUUACAGUAAUGGUAAUUUUAUUUUUUAUUAAAUAUAAUUUUCAUUUUAUUUUUUUAUAAGAUAUAAUUAUCAUAUAAACUCAUAAUGUUAUAAUAAUCAUAUUAGAAUAGCAAAUGGUUACCUAGAACAAAAGCAAUAAGUACAUGUUUUUACACUUGUCUUUACCUUCAGCAAGAAAAUACUUCAUAAGCAAAUUCUUAUUAACAAAAACGAAACAAAACAUAUAUUUCGGUUGAGGUUAACGACCUAUAAAUAUAAGGGAAUUCGGUUCAGCAAAACACAUCCCCAGUUCCAAGAAUAUAAAUCUGGGUGAAAGAACAGUACGCAAACGUGAUCGCAGGUCACUUAUUCAGCACCUAUCAAUUAUAACAAUCUAUUAAUACCAGUUAAUUGGUCACUAAAUCACCAGAAAAAUAUAUACAUAGGAACUUACCAAAAAAUAGGAGAAAUCGAUUAAUAACAGUUAGCACUUUUAUGGAAAACUAUCUUACGGACUUUCCGGAGAUAGCCGAUCUAUCACGAUCAAAAGUUACACCCAGUUUCUAUGAUUAGUAUUUAAGCUGCGCGCAGAGCCGUAUUUUUCUGUCUCGCUUUACAGGUAUGAUUCUUAUAUGUAUUUACAUUAUGGAUAUUCAUUUGUUGUUUGUAUUAUUUUACAUAGUGCGGUUAUUUAUUGUUAAUUACUGAUGUUAGUUGUAUUUGGAUGUUAUUGUUAUAAUUCAUAACAUUAUAUUGUUAACUCUACAUGACUAUUCUGUAUGAAAAGAAUUACGUAGAAUUUAUAAUAACUGGACCGCAAACUGAUAAAACAUAACAUAUAUAAAAAAAAAUCAGAUAUAUGCUUAUUAUUGUUAGUUACUGAAAUCCUAUGUUUCCGAAAAUAAGUGUAGAAGUAUUUUAUUUCAAAUGCUAUUUGACAUGCUGUUAUAAACUGUGCAUGUAGAUUCACAUGUUUACUAUUUGAAAAUAUUAUAAUAUUUUUCUGUCUCCCUUUACAGAAAUUAAAUUGAACUG
Dreissena polymorpha is the source of this 7614-nucleotide messenger RNA. RefSeq lists its product as uncharacterized. Lineage: Eukaryota; Metazoa; Mollusca; Bivalvia; Myida; Dreissenidae. The transcript is spliced from 14 exons. Bases 128 to 4165 code for a protein of 1345 amino acids. Gene Ontology annotation, biological process: negative regulation of gene expression. The record is from RefSeq and is a predicted model, not a curated record. Gene Ontology annotation, molecular function: transcription corepressor activity. Gene Ontology annotation, cellular component: nucleus; cytoplasm.